Messenger RNA from Physeter macrocephalus (sperm whale), 2807 nucleotides. RefSeq names its product impact RWD domain protein (gene IMPACT). The record is from RefSeq and is a predicted model, not a curated record. Lineage: Eukaryota; Metazoa; Chordata; Mammalia; Artiodactyla; Physeteridae. The transcript has 13 exons. The coding region runs from base 106 to 1227 and encodes 373 amino acids. Gene Ontology annotation, molecular function: protein binding. Gene Ontology annotation, biological process: regulation of translational initiation; GCN2-mediated signaling. Gene Ontology annotation, cellular component: cytoplasm.
GCUGCGGACAGCGCUGCAGCCGGCGCUCGGCUCACAGUCGCAACGCCCCGCCCCCGCGCUCCGGACCUGGGCAGGCGGUGGCCGCUCGGCCGCUCCCGGGGCCACAUGGCUGAGGGGGACGCAGGGAGCGACCAGAGGCAGAAUGAGGAAAUUGAAGCAAUGGCAGCUAUAUAUGGCGAGGAAUGGUGUGUCAUUGAUGACUGUGCCAAAAUAUUUUGUAUUAGAAUUAGCGACGAUAUAGAUGACCCCAAAUGGACACUUUGCUUGCAGGUGAUGCUACCGAAUGAAUACCCAGGUACAGCGCCACCUAUUUAUCAACUGAAUGCUCCUUGGCUUCAAGGGCAAGAACGUGCAGAUUUAUCGAAUAGCCUUGAGGAAAUAUAUAUUUUCCUUUGGGUGCUGAUGAGUGGUGAUAAAAAGAUGAUGGUUUCAAGAGCAACUGUUAGAGGAAGGAGACAGAAUAUUGGUGAAAGUAUUCUUUACCUGUGGGUGGAGAAAAUAAGAGAUGUCCUAAUACAAAAAUCUCAGAUGACAGAACCAGGCCCAGACGUAAAGAAGAAAACUGAAGAGGAAGAUAUUGAAUGUGAAGAUGAUCUCAUUUUAGCAUGUCAACCAGAAAAUCCAGUUAAAGCAUUGGAUUUUGAUGUCAGUGAAAAUCCAACAGAAAUAGAAGAAUUACCUCCGAUUGAUCAUGGCAUUCCUAUCACAGACCGAAGAAGUACUUUUCAGGCACACUUGGCUCCAGUAGUUUGUCCCAAACAGGUGAAAAUGGUUCUUGCCAAAUUGUAUGAGAAUAAGAAAAUUUCUAGUGCCACCCACAACAUCUAUGCAUACCGGGUCCUUUUAAGGUUACUUCCUGGUUCUGGGGCUGUGUUCCUGCUUUGGAGUUAUGGGGCACUCUUCAGGCUACUGGUAAACACAGCUAUCGGAUGCUGCAUCAUUAUCUUCCUGGCAUGUGAGGAAAGGGACUGUGAGGAUGACGGGGAAACAGCAGCUGGGGGGCGUCUUCUCCACCUCAUGGAGAUUUUGAAUGUGAGAAAUGUCAUGGUGGUGGUAUCACGCUGGUAUGGAGGGAUUUUGCUAGGACCAGAUCGCUUCAAACAUAUCAACAACUGUGCCAGAAACAUUCUAGUAGAGAAGAACUACACAAGUUCACCGGAGGAAUCAUCUAAGACUUUGGGAAGGAACAAAAAAGUAAGAAAAGACAAGAAGAGGAGUGAACAUUAAUACCUGAAAGUGUUUGAAAGGUCAAUUUGCCUAUAAUCAUAUACAAAUUCCACAGUCAUCAAGGAAUAUGUUGUGCAGAGAAAGAAUCCUGGACUGUUCAAGUCAGCCAAUUCAUUGUGGACACCAAUAUUAAUCUUUUCUUCUUUGGUUAUAUCAUCUGCCAAAAAUAGAGAACUUGUGAUUAUUUUCAUGAGUGUUUCAGGCUGAUUAAGAAGGAUUAAUUUGAACUUAAUCACCACUUUAUAUAAUUUUAGGAAGGUAACAGUUGCCCAGGGCAGUACCUGAAUUAACUGUCCAUUUCAUUACAUGUCAAGUGCCUUUGUUAGGUGGGGAAGAAGUGUCUCUAAAGGAAUAUAAAUACCUGAUUUCUUGUCAUUGGGAUUCUCGUUUUGUUAAAUGAAUAUUACCUUUUACUGCUCUUUACUGCUCCGUAUGGCUUACUGAAAUAGGGGCUCAUUGAAGAUUGAUCUUAGAGAGUUUCUUCUUGUGAUUUUAGUUCAUAAGUAUGUCACCUUUCAUUUUAUAGUGCUCAUGGAAUGAUGGAUUAAGUGAAAAUCCAGGAGUAUCCAUCUGCAGUUAUGUGCUGAAGUGAUAAUUCAUCUAACAGAUUCGUUAGCAUAAGUGUUAUGCCUCAGUUUCUGUUGCAAAUUGGUGAUUGUGAAAUUUCAAAAAGUGAUUUUCUAAUCUCUACUUUUCUUGUUUAAUUCUUGUACUGUUAAGCAAUAAAUAUGGUGUGCCAGUAGUCUCCUCCCACCGCCGAAAUGUGUUGGUGUAAUAUUCUGGUUUCUUUUAACAACCUGGAAGUACUUUCUUGUGAUCUUCAUUGAGAAAUUAGAACUAUGCCAGAAGCUGUGCUAUGGUUAAUGGAACAUUUAUGGAAUGGGGUAGAGGUGGCAGAACACCACUGGUGUAAGGUGAGAGUGUAUUGUGUAGUUCUGUAAAUGUGAUGCACAUUUCCCAUCCACACGCCUCCAGCUAUCUUUCUCAACUCCAUGACUUUGUGGAGAGAAGGAGCAAAUCUUUGAUUGGAAAAACAGAGAAAAUCCCUCUUUUUUUCCAUCUUCCUUUCAUCCGUGUUUUAUAAAAGUUCCUUCUUUCAUCUGCAAGUUGUGCAGGUUACCUCUAGGCAUCUAGACAAUAAAUUUAUCCAUGAGAUAUAAGUCAUUAACUGUUCCCUUUUAGAUAAUGAUUGCAAACAAUUAUUAAAAAUUAUUAAUUGGUCACAGAUUUACUUGAGAUUCCCUGCCAAAGAGAGGGAACAGAAAUAAGGAAGCAAUUUGGGAUGGUGCUGGAGCAUGGAAAACAUCAGAGAAGAGUGGACCCAGAUUUUUUUUUCCAUUCUCUGAUGUUUUACCUUUAAGAGAUCUAACAUCGGGCUUCCCUGGUGGCGCAGUGGUUGAGAGUCCGCCUGACGAUGCAGCGGACACGGGUUCGUGCCCCGGUCCGGGAGGAUCCCACAUGCCACGGAGCGGCUGGGCCCGUGACCCAUGGCCGCUGAGCCUGCACGUCCGGAGCCUGUGCUCCUCAACGGGAGAGGCCACAACAGUGAGAGGCCCACGUACCGGAAAAAAAAAAAAGAA